This is a messenger RNA of Physella acuta, 3750 nucleotides long. RefSeq lists its product as uncharacterized. Gene Ontology annotation, molecular function: zinc ion binding; nucleic acid binding. The record is from RefSeq and is a predicted model, not a curated record. Lineage: Eukaryota; Metazoa; Mollusca; Gastropoda; Physidae. Gene Ontology annotation, biological process: DNA integration.
AUGGUUGUCAGGGAACAGAAAGUCGCCAUCACUGGACUCUACCAUCCUGAGACCUUACCAGAACAGAAAGUCGCCAUCACUGGACUCUACCAUCCUGUGACAUUAUCAGAACAGAAAGUCGCCAUCACUGGACUCUACCAUCCUGAGACCUUACCAGAACAGAAAGUCGCCAUCACUGGACUCUACCAUCCUGAGACUAAAAGACUAAAAUUGAAGGAGCUGGAAAUAGCAAGGGAGGAAGACAUAAAGGGCAGGGGUAGGGCACAGACUCCAAGAAUUAAGCUGACUGGACUGAGAAACAGUAGGGUCAAAACAGAUAUGGAGAAUUUGGGAGCCGAAGAGAAUUAUGGGAAGCUGAAAAGGGAGGUCCUAAAACACUUUGGUUUGACGGAGCAAGGAUACAGUGAAAAGUUUAAUAGCGCCCAACCAUCAGAACAAGAUAGAGCAGGGAGUUACAUUAGGAGGGUGCGACACUACUUGAGAAGAUGUGUCGAAGCCAGCAAGUGUGAAAAAACAUUUGACGGACUGUUUGACCUACUCUUAAAAGACAAAAUAGUGAGAACAGUUGGACAAGACGUAAGACAGCACGUCCUCAGGCAAAACCCGAGGACAAUAACAGACGUAGAAAAUGCUUGUGACAACUACUUUGACAUCUACCCAGACAGAAAACUAAAACCGAUCGACGUGGCAGAGGACACAUUUGUUGCCCCCAUGGCACUUGCAUCAGGAUCUAGGAAUCCCUUUAGAGAGGACAUGGACAAACGAACCCUAAGACCUAGAUCUAAGAGCCCCAUUAGAGAGGAAUGGGGCACAAGAAAUGAAGUCACCCUUCAACAGGAGCGAAGAGGACAAAGCCCGGUCCAACCUAGGCCGAGUAGUAAUAAUAGUCCCAGAAGACGCCCAAUCACAUGCUUUAACUGUGGGGCAGAGGGGCACAUAGCGGCGGGGUGCCGGUCCAAUCGUAGACAAAUUGCACAUGAGUACAGAGGGAAAAGGACCGCGGAUGGAGAUAAGAAAAGAGUACCAGGAGCUGUAGUCAACAUAGAAACACCAUACCUUACGGGAGAGUUCUUUGCCGUCCUUUUAGAUGAUCCACCAGCUGAACUUAUAAUAGGGAAUGUAGCAGGUGCGAAACUACCGAGGGAAGAUUCGCUAACAAUAGCGGCGGUAGAAACCAGAGGACAACUUAGAUCAGGGGGCAACCAGAGAAAUGGGCCGGGGUAUAAAAUUCUAGACCAAAUAACGACACCGAAAGAUUUUAAAACGCAACAGAGCGAAGACAGAACAUUGGCUAGGUGGUGGAAGCUCGCGGAAAAGGGCAAGCAAUGUAAAACGAUAGAUGGGUUAUUAUAUAAGAUCAUAAAACACAGCAAAACAGAAGAUCAGAUUAGGCUAGCAAUCCCAAGGGGACUUAGGCCCACCAUCCUGAAAUUAGGACACGAUACACCUAUGGCGGGGCACAUGGGUGUAGCAAGAACGAAAGCCAGAAUUCUGUCACAAUUUAGCUGGCCAGGGGCAGGGGAGGAUACCAGAUGUUACUGCGAAAGUUGUGAUGUUUGCCAGAAAAGCAAAAAGAAUGUUGGUGGCAAGGCGCCUCUGGGUAGAACUGAGGUAGUGGGACAGCCGUUUGAGAAAAUCGCAAUAGAUAUUGUGGGACCACUAACUCAAACGAAAAAAAAGAACAGAUUCAUACUCACAGCCGUAGACAUAUGCACACGGUGGCCGGAAGCCGUACCGCUGAAAAGUGUAACGGCAGCAGAGAUUCAAGAUGCGCUACUCUCCAUCUUCACGAGGAUGGGAUUCCCGGAAGUCAUACUCUCAGAUAACGGGACCCAGUUCACGUCGGAAAUUUUCUGCACCGUGUCUAAAAUGUUGGGGAUUAAGAUCAUUCACGCUUCUGCAUAUCACGCCAUGGCCAACGGGGCGGUAGAACGAUGGAAUGGAACUUUGAAGGAAAUGCUAAAGAAAGUAGCUAUAAACAAGGAUGACGAUUGGGACGUGUUCAUCCUAGCAGCACUUUUCGCCUACAGAGAAGUUCCAAACGAAAGCACUGGUUACCCGACAUUCGAACUUAUGUUCGGCAGGAAAGUGAGGGGCCCGAUGAGCAUCCUAAAGGAUGUCCUCACAGGAGAAGUGAGGGAAUAUAAGACAAGAGCUGCGUAUGACUACCUGCUGGACCUUAAGCAUCAGUUGCAAACGGCAUGCAGUUAUGCAACCCGCAAAUCAGAACAUGAGAAAGAUAAAGCAAAGAGCAAAGAUAGAUCAGCCACAACCAAAGAUAUCAAAGUGGGGGAUCUUGUGCUGAUAUUGAAGCCCCAACUAUUAAACAAACUAGAGCUAAGGUGGGCGGGACCUUACGAAGUCUUAAAAAAAAUCGGAGACUUGGACUAUGUUAUUAAAACAGGGGACAGCACUAAGGUGGUCCAUGUAAAUCGGAUGAUGCUGUACCAUCACAGACAAAAACCAGACGACAGCAAGGAGCACCCCAUGUUAGCGGCAGUAUCAGGAGUGGUGGAGGCAGAAGAAGAAAACCAAGUAUCAGAAACAGAUGAGGAGGACUUGGAACCGGGUAUCCCAUUGGACACAAUAAAAACUCCCGACAUACUGGAGGAAACUAAGUUAAGUGAUAUCAAAAUAGGAGACACCCUGACAAAAACACAGCGGACGGACCUAAACAUAAUUAUCAAAGAGUACACGGCUGUAAUUAGCAACUUACCUGGAAAAACAAGUUUACUAGAACAUAAAAUAAAACUGACCAACACCAGAGCAAUAAGAACGAAACCCUACUGCAUACCGUACGCCCGAAGAGAGCUUAUGAAGAAAGAGAUGGACGAAAUGGAGAGACUGGGGAUAAUAGAGAGGUCCGACUCCGACUUCAGCGCACCUGUAGUACUAGUUAAGAAAAAAGAUGGGUCGACAAGGUUCUGUGUAGACUAUAAGAGACUUAACGCAGUCACAGUAUACGACGCGGAACCCAUCCCAGAUACAGAUGAGCUGUUCGCUAAAUUAAAUAGGGCAAAAUAUUUUACUAAACUCGACCUCACAAAAGGGUAUUGGCAGAUCCCCAUGCAAAAUGACAGCAAGAAACUCACCGCAUUUGUCACACCCUGGGGCCUAUUUCAGUUUAAUUACCUGCCCUUUGGCCUAUGCACGGCACCCGCCACAUUCGCCAGAGUAAUGCGAGUCGUAUUAAAAGACUUGGAAAAUGUGGUGUCAUUUUUUGAUGACAUCUGUAUCUACAGCGAGACAUGGGAGGAACACCUUAUGGCAAUAAAGGCGGUGUUCAAUAGAUUGAAGGACGCGGGCCUGACAUUAAGACCUGCCAAAUUAGAGCUAGGGUUUGAAAAAAUUAAUUUCCUAGGGCACGUAGUGGGGAGGGGGCUAUUGACACCAGAGAAAAACAAGGUAAACAAAAUAAUCUUAAACGUAGCAAUACCCACCACAAAGAAAGAGGUAAGAUCAUUAGUGGGUCUCAUAUGGUAUUAUGCUAAAUUUAUACCAGAAUUCAGCGAGGCCAACGCAAUACUGACAGGUUUGUUAGCAAAGGGUAAACCUGAAAAGGUCGCGUGGUCGGAUGAAUGUAACCGUGCUUUAAGACUGGUCCAGAAACACUUGAACUCAGAACCAUUUCUUAUUUUACCUAAUAUCAAUGAGCAAUUUAUCCUCAGGACCGACGCCUCGUCACGAGGUAUCGGGGCAGCCUUGAUGCAAAUGAGAAAUGGGGUCCUGAGACCAAAACACCUAUUCUAA